Molecule: messenger RNA, 2685 nt
Organism: Rhizoctonia solani
Lineage: Eukaryota; Fungi; Basidiomycota; Agaricomycetes; Cantharellales; Ceratobasidiaceae
Product: White collar 1 protein
Exons: 5
Coding region: 1-2685 (894 amino acids)
Cellular component (GO): nucleus
Molecular function (GO): protein binding
Source: RefSeq, a predicted model, not a curated record
AUGGAGGACUUUUCGAAUUAUUUGACCAGCACCCCUCCCGACAUGCAGCCCCAAUCGCCGAACCAACAACAGCAUUCGCAGUCAUCGAUGCAGAAUCAUAUGGCGAUGCAUCAUCAGCAACAGCAAGCUAUUAUUCAGCAAAUGCAGCAGCAGCAACAUCACCAUAUGCAGCAACAGCAGCAGAUGCAAACCCACCAGAUGCGACAGGGCCAGUCCCAACAGCCAGGUUCUGGCCAGUCCCAGCUCCCGUCUGGGCCAUUUGCAUAUCCUCCUCCGACCGCCCAGUCGACACCCUCGGUUAUGGCAUCUUCGAAUUUGACACCUCGCUCACUUGCUGAGGCGAUGGGCAUCGACUCGAGUGUGUUUUCGACGGAACUUUCAUUCCAACUCCCAUCGUUCCUGACUGGACCCACAGUCGCCCCCGGAGGCGGUGGCGACGUUGUUCCGGGCCCUGCAUCGAAUCUUGCAAGGUCUGACUCCUACUCCGAUGCAUGGUAUUCUGGGGUUACCCCUAAUCCUCACGCAUCUGGGUCCGACAUGAACUUGGGAGCGGGCGAUUAUCCAGGAUUUUCGCCGUACGGAAUCCAGAGCUCUCAGGAUGAACAGUACGAGUCGAGCGCACGCGAGAGAGCGGGGAUGAACCCGGGAGGCUUCUCACAGGAAGAAGCGUAUUCCAACUUCACUCCUGGCGAAAUGACUCUUCAGUCAUCGCAGGAUGUUCAGCCCCAGCUAGCUCAAUCGUCAAGUAUGCAGCCAUCCAGCUCGACUACAUACCCACCUUCAAACACGUCUGAAGCGUUCCAGCCUCUCCAAAUCCCUCGCGCUCCAACGCAAUCCCCCCCUCAAGGUGCUCCUAUCGGACCGCUGCCUGCAGCAACCGGUACGGUUAUGCCUGGGCUUUAUUCAACUUCAGGUUUCGAUAUGCUUGGAGUCCUCGCACGUGUUGCUUCUCGUCCAAACCCAAGGAUUGUUCUUGGGCCCGUCGACUUGACAUGCUCAUUCACGGUCGUCGAUGUCAAACGCUAUGAUCACCCGAUCGUCUACGCGUCGCCCACCUUCCACAGACUCACAGGGUAUGAGCAACAUGAAAUCAUCGGUCGCAAUUGCCGCUUCUUGCAGGCCCCGAACGGGAAGGUGGAGCGAGGCUCAACUCGGACGUACACGGACAACGCCGCAGUUGCCCACUUUAAAAAGAGUCUGUCUGCGGACAAAGAAUGCCAAGCCAGUUUAAUCAACUAUCGCAAGAAUGGUCAGCCCUUUAUCAACCUAGUGUCUAUCAUCCCUAUCACUUGGGACUCCGAUGAUAUUCGUUAUCACGUUGGGUUCCAAGUUGAUCUUGUUGACCAGCCUCAUGCCAUCCUGCAGACCAUGCGCGAUGGGUCUUACAUCGUCAAUUAUAGUCUUCAGUCGCACCCACAGCCGACUCUAUCGCCUGGCAGGGACAGAUUGGGUGCACUAAACCCCGAGCUGCGCCGGAUCAUUGCCAGCACAAUGUCUACCGGUGGAUUCAGCGGUGAGGAGCACGAGCGUCAGGACCUGAAUAUGAUGUUGCUAGAAAAUUCGGAUGAUUUCAUCCAUGUGCUAUCACUAAGGGGUGCAUUCCUCUACGUUUCUCCGAGUGUCCGUCACAUUCUCGAAUAUGAGCCUGAGGAGCUGAUCGGAAAGUGUAUAUCUGACGUCACGCACCCUUCCGAUAUCGUUCCCGUUAUGCGCGAGCUUAAGGACUCUUCUACGAUCGUCCAAGGGGGCGCGUCCGGAACUGGGCCCGUACAAAAGACCGUCGACUUGCUCCUGCGCGUACGUCGCAAGACGAGUGGCUACGUGUGGAUCGAAAGCCAAGGUCGCCUUCAUGUCGAGCCCGGGAAGGGACGCAAAGCCAUCAUCAUGAGCGGUCGAAAGAAGGAGGUACCUCGUUUGCAGUGGUCCAGCAUUGCGCGUGCUGGUGGACUCGGCGAUAAAGAGUUCUGGGUCCAAAUGUCUGUCGACGGCCUGGUCCUUGUUGCCAGCUCGGGUGUCCACGAUAUCAUGGGCUACACACCCAAUGAGUUCCUUGGCACAAGUUUGAUUGCAGAUCACCUUUUGGAGGAGUGGAAGCCCUCAAUACUGGCUCGUCUCGCGGCUGCGAUCUCCCCUACCCGCGCGAUAAGCUUCGCAUCUGAGUCUGCGAGACAUCCCGAGGCCAAUCUCGACCCUACGGCACCCGAAAUCGCUCGUUGCGUUAUGAUUUCUCGUCAAGGACAGCAGAUUACCGUUGACAUCUACUUCUACCCUCCACUCGCAUCUCUCGAUGAUGGUGCCCCUGGGGCCACUCCAAUGAUGAAAUCCGGCCCCGCCUCUCUAGUUUGUCAGAUUAAAGUUGUCUCGCCCGACUCUGCUAUGGGUCGUUCACGUUCGGGGACGAUGACUUCCAUGCCUGGUAACAGCAAUACUGCGGGAACCGACUUCCUCCAGUCCGGCGUCACCGACCAGCUACAAGGUCAUAUCGUGCAUGAUCUUACGUCCAAUGUGUUUGAGGAGCUCGAGACUACACGUAGCACUAGUUGGCAAUACGAGCUCCAACAACUCAAAAUUUCCAACAGGCGCAUGAAGGACGAGGUGGACUCGCUGGUUGAGCGUCUAUCUGGGGAAGGAAACGCGUCUGGGAGCCGCAGGCGAAGGACCCGAGACACGAUGGAAAGCGAAUAG